This is a messenger RNA of Dendroctonus ponderosae (mountain pine beetle), 493 nucleotides long. RefSeq lists its product as uncharacterized. Bases 71 to 415 code for a protein of 114 amino acids. The transcript has 2 exons. NCBI's taxonomy places the organism in Eukaryota, Metazoa, Arthropoda, Insecta, Coleoptera, Curculionidae. The record is from RefSeq and is a predicted model, not a curated record.
UGUAUAAAUAAUCGUACAAGAACUGAAUAAGCAUCAGUUUCUACCUGUUGAAUACCAAACAACAUUAACAAUGAACUCCUGUUUAAUUGCCUUUUUCGCCUUCGUGGCCGUUGCCCACGCUGGUAACUUGGUUCUUCCAUCUGCAAGACUCAUCCAAGGAACUACCGUAGUUGCCCAUAGCUCACCUCUGGUUGCUGCCCCAGCUCUAGCCUACUCUGCUCUACCUUUGCCCUAUGCAGCUCAUUCUUCUCCUAUUGUGUCAGCCUACUCAUCUCCUUUGGUAUCCGGUCUUCCAGUUGUAUCAGCUCACUCAGCUUCCAUAUUAUCUGGAGUGGAAAACACUGUUGUAGCUGGUCCUUCCGGAACCAUCGUUUCAGGAAGAUCCGUAGGAGCUCCAGUGGUCUCAGCUUGGUAGACUGUUCUUGAUUUGGCAGAGUGUAAUAAGUGUAUAUUUUCAAAUUUAUUUAAUUAAGCAUUAUAAUUUUCAAUUCUA